CAAAAACAAAAAAAAAACAAAAAUACAGCCAGCAUGUCGGACCCAGUGAGCCCGUCUCUCAAGAACCUUCCCAAGGUUGCUGUUGACCUGAAGAGCGAGCUCGAAGGUUUUAAUUAUAGUUGCAUGAAGAAGGCCGAGACCGCGGAAAAGAACGUCCUGCCAUCGGCUGGAGACGUUGCCGCAGAAAGAGCUCAGCAAACAUUAAUUGCUGGCAUUGAACACUUUGACACAUCGAGACUGAAGCACACAGAGACGAACGAGAAGAAUCCUCUUCCAGACAAAGAUGCUAUCCAGCAAGAGAAGGGAAAGCAGCAACUUAUUUCUGGAAUCGAGAACUUUGAUCCUGCCAAGCUGAAGCACGCAGAAACGCUCGAAAAAAAUCCAUUGCCUACCAAAGAAGCGAUUGCCGCAGAAAAGAUAUCUGCAUAAAACGCCAUCGGGAAGCAAAAAUGAAGAAAAAAUUGUGAUGCAGUGAUCUGCAAAUUUUUUCACGCUCUAUAUAAUUAAUAUUUUCUAAUUACCGAUAUCUUAUGGAGAACGACGAUGUCAAUACAAGAAAAAAAAUCUUAUUAAUGUAAUCUCAUAGACUAUAUGUACUCUGUCGCUCGCAUAUCAUGCUUUUUCUUUAAAAAAAAAAAAAAAAAAAAAAAAAAAAAAAAAAAA
This is a messenger RNA of Ceratosolen solmsi marchali, 663 nucleotides long. RefSeq names its product thymosin beta cib (gene cib). Lineage: Eukaryota; Metazoa; Arthropoda; Insecta; Hymenoptera; Agaonidae. Gene Ontology annotation, cellular component: cytosol. Gene Ontology annotation, molecular function: actin monomer binding. Bases 34 to 429 code for a protein of 131 amino acids. Gene Ontology annotation, biological process: actin filament organization. The transcript is spliced from 4 exons. The record is from RefSeq and is a predicted model, not a curated record.